This is a messenger RNA of Micropterus dolomieu (smallmouth bass), 4421 nucleotides long. It is a transcript of the gene ube2f, whose product is annotated as ubiquitin-conjugating enzyme E2F (putative). The record is from RefSeq and is a predicted model, not a curated record. Lineage: Eukaryota; Metazoa; Chordata; Actinopteri; Centrarchiformes; Centrarchidae. The transcript has 10 exons. The coding region runs from base 286 to 840 and encodes 184 amino acids.
CGACCGUCACUCGCUGCGCUUCCGUUGCCCAUGACACCGGAACGAAGUUCUGACAGCUGAUUCUCCAGUCAGUUUAAAUCCUCUCCGAGACCCCAAAUAAUAAUUUUAGAAGUUAUUUCCAGUCGGACGCUCCUCCUACAAUCUCCGGCUUGAGUUGCAGACAGCGAGCAGAGGAGGGCAGCUGAUUAUGGUGUAGCACGGAGCGCUAGCUCUGAGACAGCAGGCAUUUGAGCAGAGGUGCGGUGCAGCACAGGGCAGCGUGGGGCAGAUCACAGCAGAGCAGCCAUGCUUACAUUAGCCAGAAAGCUGAAGAGGGACGAUGGAGGAAAGACGGGCCGUGCCUCCGGAGCCUCCGACUCCACCCACAGGGUCUCCAUCAGGGACCGCCUCCUUACCAAAGAAGUUGCAGAACUUGAAGCCAAUCUCCCUAGUACAUGCAAAGCCAGUUUCCCAGAUGAGGACAAGCUGCAUCAUUUUCAGCUGGCAGUGUCUCCUGAUGAGGGUUACUACCAAAGUGGAAGGUUUCAGUUUGAAAUAGAUGUCCCUGAAGCCUAUAACAUGGUGCCUCCUAAAGUGAGAUGUCUGACCAGAAUAUGGCAUCCUAACAUCACAGAAAAUGGAGAGAUCUGUUUAAGCUUAUUACGGGAACACUCUAUUGACGGCACAGGCUGGGCCCCCACCAGAACAUUAAAGGACGUAGUCUGGGGAUUGAACUCCUUGUUUACUGACCUGUUGAACUUUGACGACCCGUUGAACAUCGAUGCAGCAGAACAUCAUCUGAGAGACAAGGAGGAUUUUCGGAAUAAGGUUCAAGAUUACAUCAAGCACUACGCCAGAUGAUAGAAGCAUCGGCUACCUCCAUCAGCCUGCACCAACCAACCUAACUGCUCUACCUUGCCUCUGCUUAUCUUGGCUCACUCCCCAACGUGUGUGAAUCAACAGCUGACUCUUUGACUCUUACCACUCUCCCUCCUCUCGACAACACAGCCCUCACCCAUGCCCUGCUGUUCACCUUACUGCAAUAAACUCCACACUGCGGGAGCAAAAUAAAAAUAAAAAAAAGAGAGAGAAAAAAAAAAAGAAAUGCCUUUCAGGAAGGGCUUGCAUACAAAAGAAAAAUAUGCUUUGAUGAUCCUAAUCGAUUAAGUGUAACAAUGACCACAAUGUCAGCUCAUUGUGGCAAGAUCACUGAAUGAUCCCUCCGCUGAGGUAUCCCUGAGCCUGUCAGAAAUGAUCCAUGGUAACCAACGGCGUGGGAUUUGAUGUGGCGAAUCUCCGGCAGGGGGGAAUGGAGGUCACAUUAAGCUUUUUAAAAUUUGAUGAAUCAAGAGAAAGAAUAUCUGUUACUAUCAGCUCUCUGUUCCAGUGCCUGCCAUGUUUGUGUCGCUAAAGAGAAAAUGCAUGUGAGUUCACAAACAUACAUACAGACACACACACACAGUGCCACAUCCUGUAGUAAAAGGUACACGAACAUACUGCACAUUUGUCUAUUACACUCUGACACACACAAGUUGGAAAGCCUACAGCCCCACUAGACAGCAUGCGAAUGAACACAUUUCUCCCGUUCUGUUGUCAUUCUCCUUGCAUGUGCACAGCUUCACAUACACACAGAUACAAAACUCACAUACAGACCUUGUGUGUGUUUUAAGCUCCAGUGGGAUGAAGUACGACUAAGAAAACCACAGCCAAAUGUAUUGUACUGUUGUCAGCUUCACCUCCUCUCAGUGCCCCUGGUCUUCCUCUCCUGGCUGUCCUGUUUUUUUCACACACAAACAGAUGUACCUUUUUUCCCAUUGAGGAUGGAGAGGUUUAUUUGUAAUUGCAGUACAGUGCAGUCAGAAAGUACCAUGACAAUGACACAUUUUUGGAGUUCUCUCAGUACUUCAGCACAGUGGGUUCAAAAUGAAACGGUGACUAAGAGUUUAAAGCACAGUUUUAGAUUUAUUUUUGCACCCAUAACAAAUAAACACUGUAGCUCAUUUUCUAUGUCAUCCCCCAGGCUUAAUAGACAAAAUGUUAUUGAACAUGUGAACAUAAACUUAAAGUGGCGAUCAUCAAAAUGAAAGGGGUCGCUAAUAAUGAUGAGCCCACAGAGAAUUCUAACCUGAAUCUGCAGCUUCCCACGGCGCUUUAUAGCGAGUUUCAGCACAUUGUUUAGCUGUCCGACUCACAAGUUAACUGCUUUGAUUCACUCUCAAUGCUCUAAUUACAGUGUUUUCAUCAAAGAAGCUCGUGACACCCACUGCAAACUGCUUGUUCUGCACCAAACACAGACUAGCUAAUGAAAAAAGUGGAGUAUUUACAGCUAAACAGCCAGAUAUUUCUCUUGUUGGUGGAGACCAAAAGUUAAACAAAAAGAGUGAGUGAUUAUUGGACUUGCAUUAAUCAGGUGGACAGAAACUCGACCUUAAAUAAAUGAUAAUGUUGCUCCAUAACUACUGGAUGCCAUAUCAACUUAAAAGGUGGUAUGUCAGUGUUUCCACUGCCCCCAAGUGGACCAAAAGUCUGAUAUAAGUCUGUGGCCCACACACAUCAGCAGUCAUUUGGUUUCUUGCCAUGAAGCACAUGUUCAGUUGGAUUGGUGUGAAGUGCUUGGACUGACUGCUGAUAGUCACACUACUGUGUGGCCAUAAGUACUUGUUCUGUAUGUUCAGCACCUAAAAUAUGGGGAUAUGGUAUAAAAAGACCUAUGAGUCCUACACUGUUCACCUAACAUGUGGGUGAACAGCUUAAAAUACCCUUAAAGCUGGAAGUCAGCACUUCAUUGUCACUGUGCUGCAGUACGGAGUAAAAGACAUUUUACUGUCCCAAGACUUUAUGACUGCAUCGCAUGUACCCUGUCAUUGUGGUUGCUGCGGGAGACUUCCCAAGCGAACAUGUAGUGUGUCUUUCUCUAGAAGGACAGUACUCCAUUCUCUCUUUCUCUUUGUGUGUAUGGACGGUCUGGAUGUGUUUGGAGGAUUCAAUUACACAGGUUCAUAAAGGCAGUAAGAUAGCAAGCUAACUAGCUAGCGAACACGCUAGUGAGGUAACAUGCUAGCGAGAGAGUUUACUAGCCAGCUAGCUAACAAGUGAUGGUUUUCACUGUAGGAGGGGCUCUUCAGGGACCUUUCAUCAGGUAUGUGUGGUUCAUGAACUCUUUACACUGUUAAUGUCGGGCUAGGUUACAGUCAAAAAGAUACCUUUCAUGCCAUUGGAGGCGUUGUCCUUGUUGCACUUUUGACAGGUUUGGAGGACAUUUAGUAAAAAAGAUAACAUUGCCAACUGGCUACUGAGUGAGCAUACUUGCCAGUGGAUUAGCUUGCUUGUUACAAUGUUCAUGAGCUAACUCUUUGUUGCUACUUGGUUCGCUAGUGAACUGAUAGGUGCUGCUAUUCCACUGCUGAAUUGACUGGAGUAGACGAUGAGGUGCACUGCUCUGGUGGUUCUGAGCUCACCAGAUAACAUCAAACUGUCUUUAUGAACCUCUGCUGCUGUGGAUUUUGGCCAUAAAAUGCAUGUUCAUUUUGUGUGUGUGUUUGAGAGAGAAAGAAGGAGAGACUGUCCCUCAAUUAGCCAAUGAGGGUGUGGUGUGCGUAUGUUUGUGUGUGUGUUUUGCUCGGACCUGGCUAGCGCUGUGCCUCCAGUUUGAGUGGUAUCACUGAACACCAAGACUGUUCACACUCCAUUCAGCUUUGUGUUGACAAGUCUGCAUGAGGCAAAGUUUAUGUGAUCAGCCAGUGGUGCAUUUUACUAAGGAUGGCAGAAAUGUAGUUGUUGAAGAGUGAAAUUUUGUUCUUGUUGAGUGUGUGUGUGUGAGCGCAUUUGUGUGGGCCGUUUAUAGUAUGACGUGUUGAAAUUAUGUGACCUGUUAGCAUGCUGUGGUUCCCUCUUUGCCCCCUUUCUUUUUGUUAUUCUGGCCCUGGGUUCAACAGUUAAAUUGUUUUCCUAGUGAAAGAAACCAGAACAGAACAGACAACACUGGCUUCUGCCAAAAUAAAGGACCUGAGAAUAUGAUAAAUACCAGGUCCAUUGAAAGUUAAAUGUGAAUGUGGGUGUUCCAUGACAUUUUCCAGCAAGGUUUUGGUCCACUCAAACCUUGAAGGCUAAUGUAAGUGCCUAUUAGUACGAAGCCAUCCCGUGUAAUUGCCGUGGCAGUUAAUUUUCAUGGUGGUUGCCACCAGGAUAGGGUAACCCAAUACUCUCUACUUACUCUAAGCCUUACUAAUACUCUGACUUUAGCUUCCUGUCGGAAACCUAUGUCCUUUAGUUUGGCAGUUGGCAGUGUUUGGGGAAACCCAGGAUGAAAAUGUCUCUGCUUGGGCUAACUCCAUCUUUGGGGAGAGAAGGAGAGAAGAUUAACAACUUCAAAUCCUCAACCUUUUCUUUCUCAGAUUGUAUAUUCAUUUUUUAAGAUAUAUUAAAGAGAAUAUAAAUAAAAA